Messenger RNA from Talpa occidentalis (Iberian mole), 7771 nucleotides. It is a transcript of the gene SFMBT2, whose product is annotated as Scm like with four mbt domains 2. The transcript has 21 exons. NCBI's taxonomy places the organism in Eukaryota, Metazoa, Chordata, Mammalia, Eulipotyphla, Talpidae. Gene Ontology annotation, cellular component: nucleus. Gene Ontology annotation, biological process: regulation of DNA-templated transcription. The record is from RefSeq and is a predicted model, not a curated record. Gene Ontology annotation, molecular function: transcription corepressor activity; histone binding. Bases 540 to 3233 code for a protein of 897 amino acids.
GAAUUUUCGGAAUCUUUGGGUUUCUGGAGUUCAGCUAUACUCCGAGAAGGGCACGGCGCCAGGGGCUGACCGUGUUGCCGGCUACUGGUUCCCGUUUCGGUGGAGUAGUCAGAUGUCUCAGGCACCCAGGCGUCUCUGCUUUGCCUCUCUGGACGCGAGGGCUCUUUGGAGGGUCUGGCGCUCUCCGGCCCCGCGCGCCGCUGGGCUCUGGAGAGCCUGUUUCCUGCGCUGCCUUUGGUGGGCUCUGGCGGCGCAGCCUCAGCGGAUCUAAACCUCGUCUAAACUGCUUUAGACGAGGGCAAAUCGUGUAUGAAUCCGGAGCCAUCGCCACUGCCCUCCACUUUUUCUCACCCCCUCCAUCUUUGUGGGGCUUGGGGGACCGAUUGGCACGUGCAUACCAAGCAAGGGGAUCCAGGUUUCACCUGGUCGGAUAAUAUGCAAAAUCAGGCUUAAGUUAUGGCCCACACCCCGGGGAAGCAGAUGCGGGGUACUUCUUUCUGUAGAAUGAAUUAAGAGAAGAGGAAUCUUACUCAUUAGAAAUGGAGAACAGUUUGUCAGUUUCCAAGAUGCAAGACCCUUCGUCCUCGCCCUUGGAUAAACAUCAAAGCUCAGCUAACAGUAAUGGUGAUCUUGAUUCAGAGGAAGGUUCAAGCUUGGAGGAAAUCGGCUUUAACUGGGGAGAGUAUUUGGAAGAAACAGGAGCCAGUGCGGCUCCCCACACCUCAUUCAAACAUGUUGAAAUCAGCAUUCAGAGUAACUUUCAGCCAGGGAUGAAAUUGGAAGUGGCUAAUAAGAACAAUCCGGACACCUACUGGGUGGCCACUGUCAUCACCACCUGCGGGCAGCUGCUGCUCUUGCGUUACUGUGGUUACGGAGAGGACCGCCGGGCCGACUUCUGGUGUGAUGUGGUGAUAGCAGAUCUCCACCCCGUGGGGUGGUGCACACAGAACAACAAAGCCUUGAUGCCCCCAGAUGCAAUCAAAGAGAAAUACACAGACUGGACCGAAUUUCUCAUACGGGAUUUGACUGGUUCCCGGACAGCUCCCGCCAACCUCCUGGAAGGUCCUCUGCGAGGGAAAGGCCCUAUAGACCUCAUUACAGUUGAUUCCUUAAUAGAACUUCAGGAUUCUCAGAACCCUUUUCAGUACUGGAUAGUUAGUGUGAUUGAAAAUGUUGGAGGAAGAUUACGCCUUCGCUAUGUGGGAUUGGAGGACACUGAAUCCUAUGACCAGUGGUUGUUUUACUUGGAUUACAGACUUCGACCAGUUGGUUGGUGUCAAGAGAAUAAAUACAGAAUGGACCCACCUUCAGAAAUCUAUCCUUUGAAGAUGGCCUCUGAAUGGAAAUGUGCUCUGGAAAAAUCCCUUAUUGAUGCUGCAAAGUUUCCUCUUCCAAUGGAAGUAUUUAAGGAUCAUGCAGAUUUGCGAAGUCAUUUCUUCACAGUUGGGAUGAAGCUAGAAACAGUGAAUAUAAGUGAGCCCUUUCAUAUCUGUCCUGCAUCAGUGACCAAGGUUUUUAACAAUCAUUUUUUUCAAGUGACUAUUGACGACCUAAGACCAGAACCUAGUGAGCUCUCAAUGCUGUGCCACGCAGAUUCUGUGGGGAUUUUACCAGUACAAUGGUGCCUUAAAAAUGGGGUCAAUCUCACACCUCCCAAAGGCUACUCUGGCCAGGACUUUGACUGGGCCGAUUAUCACAAGCGGCAUGGGACAGAGGAAGCACCUCCUUUUUGCUUCAGAAAUACAUCAUUCAGUCGGGGUUUCACAAAGAAUAUGAAACUUGAAGCUGUAAACCCCAGGAAUCCAGGAGAACUCUGUGUGGCCUCUGUCGUCAGUGUGAAGGGGAGGUUGAUGUGGCUUCACCUGGAAGGUCUGCAGACUCCGAUUCCAGAGUUCAUUGUUGAUGUGGAAUCAAUGGAUAUUUUUCCAGUGGGCUGGUGUGAAGCAAAUUCUUACCCUUUGACCACACCACACAAGACUGUCUCACAAAAGAAAAGAAAGAUUGCAGUCGUGCAGCCAGAGAAACAAUUACCAUCCACAGUGCCUGUUGAGAAAAUACCUCAUGACCUUUGUUUAUUCCCUCACCUGGACACCACAGGUACAGUCAACGGGAAAUACUGCUGUCCUCAGCUUUUCAUCAACCACAGGUGUUUCUCAGGCCCUUACCUCAACAAAGGCAGGAUCGCAGAGCUGCCUCAGUCUGUGGGGCCCGGCAAAUGUGUGCUGGUCCUCAAAGAGGUUCUUAGCAUGAUAAUCAAUGCAGCUUACAAGCCUGGAAGGGUAUUAAGAGAAUUACAACUGGUGGAAGAUCCACACUGGAAUUUUCAGGAGGAGACUCUAAAGGCAAAGUACAGAGGCAAAACAUACAGGGCUGUGGCCAAGAUUGUACGGACGUCUGACCAAGUAGCAGAUUUCUGCCGCCGAGUCUGUGCCAAGCUGGAGUGCUGUCCAAAUCUGUUCAGUCCUGUGCUUAUUUCUGAAAACUGUCCAGAGAACUGCUCCAUUCAUACCAAAACCAAAUACACCUAUUAUUAUGGAAAGAGAAAGAAGAUCAUCAAACCCCCAAUUGGGGAAAGCAACAUCGAGAGCGGACACCCUAAGCCAGCCAGACGUAGGAAACGGCGGAAAUCCAUUUUUGUGCAGAAGAAACGACGGUCUUCUACUGUGGACUUUGCAGCCGGUUCUGGGGAUGAAAGUGAAGAAGAGGAUGCAGAUGCCAUGGAGGAGGACACUGGAAGUGAGGAGACUGGCUCCGAGCUCCGGGAUGACCAGACAGACACCUCCUCUGCUGAGGUCCCCUCUGCCCGGCCCCGCAGGGCUGUCACCCUAAGAAGCAACUCAGAACCAGAGCGCCGGCCACCCCUGGAGAGGGUGCGCAGGGGGCGCAAAACGCAGCCCCCCACAGGUGCCCAGGGCGGUGACAAGGGCGAUAAGGGCCCGGCAGCCGGCCACGACACAGCCGAGGAAAUAAAGCAAGAGGAAGAGGAGAGACUCAUUCUGGACAGCAACCCCUUGGAGUGGACAGUGACCGACGUGGUGAGGUUCAUUAAACUGACGGACUGUGCCCCGUUGGCCAAAAUAUUUCAGGAACAGGACAUCGAUGGCCAAGCGCUCCUGUUGCUGACUCUCCCGACGGUGCAGGAGUGCAUGGAGCUGAAACUGGGGCCUGCCAUCAAGUUAUGCCAUCAGAUUGAGAGGGUCAAAGUGGCUUUCUACGCCCAGUAUGCCAACUAACUUGCCCUCCUCAGCAGGCAGGCAGCCAAUUACGUUGUUGAUGCAGUGUCUUGGGAAGGUUUUCAGGACUGCAACCUUUCUUUUUCUGGGAUAUAAGAGAUGAUACAUAUGCCAAGUAUCAUGGAAAAGUGAGACACAUAAAGGACCUCCUUCAUCCACCAGCCCAUUUGAUAUUCCAUGUUUUUAAAGCACACCCGUGUCCCCCAGCAAUGACUUCUGGAGAGUGAAUUAAAAUUUUGUGCCAGGAUAUGGAAACACUUCUUUGUACCUCCACAACUCACCUUCCUUCCAGCCCAGAGCAGGCAGCUGCCUGUGAACAGUCUCCUAAACCUACGCUCGCAUUUCUUUCUGAAAGCUAAGGUGCCAUUGUUGUCUUUCUGAAAGUGACCAAGGAGGACGCCUUACCGGUAGAUUUUGCUGUGAUCACUCUCAGGCACACUGAUUGAUGCUUCUUUCACAUCCACGCCCAGUGGCUGUGGCUGCCACUGCCAUUUUAUCUUGGUGGCGAUUCCUUUCGCAAACACAACUGUAGGUGAUGUUAGAGGAUAUAAUUAUACAAAGGUGGCUAGACCUGCCUCUUCUGUCAGAGGUGCCUUUCGGAAGCAUGGGGAGGGUAGUGGGCAGUGGCCACUGUCAUGAGACAGUUUUCCUUGAGUGACAGACACUUAGAGAGAAGUGUAGAGAGGUGUGCUAUUUGCCGAGUUCUAUAAUGAAGGAAAAGCUUAAUUUUGGAGAUCUAGAGCAGGAAGAUACUUGAGGGAAGCUUUUUAGAAACCAGCUACAUCCCUGUAGAAGGAUCACUGUGGCAGAGCUAGUGGGGUGGUCCCCUUGGAUAAGGACCCUCUUGGCUCAGCUCAUCCUGGAACACCCCUUAACUAUAUAGGUGAUCCUGCAUGCUGGCAGGACACAGUGUGGCUCACGCUGGGCCUGCCAUCACUGGUUCUUAUCCUGCUGUGGCUGAUGCCUAACUCAGUGACUUUGAACCACUCUGGACCCCAUUCCUGUGAAGCAACAGGUUGCAACACUUGGGAUUGAGGCUGCAAACACACAUCCCCUCAUCUCCACCCCACUCAGGCUGUCAGGCAAGAGUCCAGAGUAGCCAAACAAGGAAAAGUAAAUGAAACUGAAGUGUUUGGCCACAGCUUUUGAGUCUGUGAUUCCUUUAGCACACUCUGGUUUGGGUGACAUUUCUUGAAGUUGGUUAUCAUAAAGUCAGUUAGUCCUUUCUCAAGAACUAUGGCUCUGGGGAUUGGCUGGUCUUCUGCAGCAACCACUCAUCUGUAAGUGCUUGUGUGUGAUUCCACGUAUUCAUUCAAACCCAGUCCUCUCUAUCCUGCUGUGGUCAUCGCCCAAUUGCCUUUUUAAACUUAUGCAAGGAAACGAAAUCUUCAGAUUAUUCAAGAGUGGACAAGGGCAGCAGAGACUGCUCACCCUUCUGUUACUUUUCUACCACAAUCGCCUUGAUCUUUGCUUUGAUUAGACUCUCAACCACUCCAGGAAUAUUGUCUAUUGGGCUUACAAGCAGCUCAUUUUUCUGUUACAUUUUAAGAUGUGAUUAUCUGUCAGAUUUGAAAAGUCUGAUUACAAAUGCUAACCUUUAUUAACAUGCUAUCGAUGUUUCAGAUGAAAAUGGAAGGCAGAUAUUUUGCAGCUGAGACAUUUUCAUCUCCCCUGUUGCUGAUUUAUGCUGUCCUUUUUAAACAAUUAGCAGAUGAUUUUGCCCAGGGUCCUGGAAUGGAAGCUCCAUGUCCUAGUUGGGGUGGCCGUGUUCACGUGACACAGGCUCACUUGCAGUUCAAUGUCCUUCUUCGAAGCUAAAGUUUGGACCUGCUUUCAGUUUCCUAUCCCUGCUUCCUCAGCCACAUGCUUUUGGCCUUAAAUGCUGAGUCUUGUACAGUUAAACUCUAUCAAACAAUCGGAAAGGGUACCCAUUUCAAGAUCUUUGGCAUUUUCCCCACACUGACUCAUUUAUGAUUCUUCACUGUGGCCUUUUCAAGCUGAGCUAUUUCUGUUAUGUUUGAAAUGGGAAUGAAGGAAUGUGGUAGCUACAACGCAGUGCUGCACUUUCAGGAGGACUACCACCCUCUCUUGCCCUUUCAAGUAAAGGCUCGGAGGAAGAGGGCUGCACUGGAGCUAGGAGCUCUUCUGGACAUUUCUCCCACCUGAAGCAGGCUGGCUCCCUCCGGGCUGCCCAGGCAAGACCCAGCCAUCACGGGGCUCCAAGCCAAGACCACCCUGACACUCGGGCUCUCGGUGAGGGAUCAUUCACAUCGUGGGCUUCCGCUUUGUGUGUGCUUGGUGAGGAGGACGUGGCUCCAGCAGCUGGGGUGCUCAUCCUGAAGGUAUCUACAUACCAUCUCCUGGCCCCUCUGAGCCAAGAAACAUUUUAGGACCAAGAAUAGGCUUUUUUUCUGAGUGUUGCCAACGUUCUCCAGAACUUGGAUUUUGGGGGGAUUUCCAUGCUGGAGUACUUUCCACAUCAGGGGCAAUUCUGCAAUAGAAUUGUCAGGUGGUUUCCAUUGCUCUAUACGAUUCACCUCACCAGCUUCCAUUUUAGAAAUAGGGCCAAUUUCCAAGGAAUGUAUUGCAAUGUCUUUGUUCUGGCAGGAAAAGUAGGUUGUACAUGUGUACCCCACUAAACCAUGUAUUUCUUGCUCAAAACACCCCAACAAGUGAUGUCUCUCCCCAUCCAAUUCUGGACACUUAUGAUCUCUCCUUUGUCUUUCUUUGAUAAUAUUUUGGGACCAAAGUCCUCGUCUCUCUGUUUCUGAGUUCUACCUAUAUCGUGCCGCUCAUUAACUCCUGGAACUGGUCGAGAAGUGUGUUUUUCCUCUCCUGGCCCAGCAGACACCUUGUGAUCGGUACAUUCUGUGUCACUUGGGAAGCAGAAAUGCCAACUCAUCCUUAAUGAUAGAUGUCCAUCACUCGAUAGUGACCUACAGCAAACGGAGCUUAUUUCAGCUCCUAACUACUUGACUGCAUUUUUGACCGUGUUUGAAAAAUGUCCCAUACACAAAAACAUACACAUAAAAACCUAAAAGAGUACAGUAUGACUGGUGUUACAGAACAUCUCUGCUUUUCAUAAAAAAUAACGUUAGUUGCCCUCACCGUGGAAUUCCACAGCACGAAAAACUUAUCUGUCACUUUUAAAAUUAGGUUCAGUUGAUCAAAGUUUGACUCACAUACAGUGCUUGAGCUGUACAGCUGUUAGGUUGCUUUGCUUUACUUGAUCAGAUUUGAAAGAUCAUUUCCUGUGUUCACUUUGAUUUGUUCCAUUAAGACGACGCCAACCUUUAACCUCCGACCCUCACGAUUCUUUCUAGGUUGAUUUUGAUCAGCCUUUGAAGAUUGGUCUCAGUUUUCUAAUUUGUCUCAUAGAAUUUUGACUGUUGUAUCAGGCAAGUGCUGAUUUGCCUAUUAUCUUAUACCAAACACCUCUUUCUAAGAGCUGUUACCCUUCAUUUUGGAAGCACGAGGGGUUUUCAUACUUAUUUUGUAGAGCACCCAUUUAUAUUUAUUUCUGUAUAUAGAACUAAAAGAAAAACCAGUAGUGAUAAAAUCUUUGUGGUUUGAGCUUCAUUGUUGCUUUUUUGGGUAAGAUGGUGAAUGUAGGCUCCAAGUACUCUCUUCCCUCUUUAGAAAGCUAUGAUCAAGUGUGCAAUUAUUUGAAGGGAAAAUAGUAAAUUAAGGUAUGUGUAGUUUUUAAGGAAGAAAUCAUUAGAGAUAAAAAUACUGCCCGUGUCUCCUUGGUGCAAUAACUGAAUAGCAAGGGAAAGCUAUUUUGGCGACUUACAAUUUAAUGAUUCUCAUUCAUUUACCCUUUUCUGUUUAGAAGUUUUCUGGAAACUGCUUUACUCCCUUUAAUGUGGUUGAAUUUUUAAGUUGAUUGAUUCUCUUAGCUUCUGUCACUGGAGUUGGUUUAGCAGUAUCCAAAAUAGGAUGUGAUAAAAUCAAAUUCUAUUUUUGACCCACUUCAUUUAAAAGCUGUAAUUGCUGACACAUACUGCUGCCUUGGUUGUGGUCAUCUUUAGUUGAGAUGAUAAGCAGUAAGUAAUUUCCUGAACUGUCGUUUUUCCAUCGUACUGGUUCUGUUUGAAUGGCUGGGAUUUGGUACAAGUGUGGAUGUGAGUCUCAUCACACAGCCCAGCACAGAAUUGCAGUGUGGGCCGAAGAGAUGCACCGAAGAAAAGGUCAAGUUCUGGGACAAUUGUUUGCUGAAAAUCGCCUUAUGAUGGGAAAUUAGAGACAAAAUUUUUUAAAUGACAAAAAAUAGUCAUCUCAUUUGCUGUUCAAAAUGGGAGCUAGCAUGAUCUCUGAAAGCAUUGAACUGUCUCCAGUCGUCAAUCAAAAGCCCUUUUACUGAGUUGCAUUCCAGUUUGAAUCAUUUGUAUUGAAUUUGACUCACAUCUCGUGUAUGUUUUAGGGUGUUUAAGGGAAAAAUUGAUGUUUUUACUUUUGAGAUUUGCAGGACAAAGGGCAUGUUGUUAGUUUGCUGUAAGAUUGUAUUCUGUAUAUAUGUUUUCAUGUAAAUAAGUGAA